AUGGCUAACAUUAAGCAGUUGGAUAUUAUAACAAUCCUAUUGUUGGCCAUUAUAUUAACCGUAUUAAGAAAAUUAUUGUCGGAAAAUAUUUUUAAAAAGUUCUCUCAGUUUAUGGCAUUGAAUCCACGGGACAGUCAAACAUUUGUUGAGUGUAUGUGGCGUUUACUAUACUAUAGCCUAUCGUUUAGUUUAUUAUUCACACAUGUAUUCAUUGAAAUGUCCGGUCAUUUCUUUGACAACAAUACAAACCUAUUUGAAGACUAUAUGAACCAAAGUAGCACCGGUAGUAUACACUCACUAACCUCUAUUGAAUGGUCAAUUUAUAUGCUUGAAUUGGGUUAUUAUAUGCACGCAUUGUAUGCACUGUUGAUAUUGGAUGAAAACCUAAAAGAUUUCAAUGCAAUGCUUACACAUCAUCUGAUGGCUAUAACCAUAAUGACUGUGGCCUAUGCCAUACAGAUCGGAACAAUUGGAUCAGUUAUCUUAAUGUUUCACGACGGCACCGAUAUCCUGAUGGAAACAUCCAAAUGUCUCAAUUGUUUUCGACGUUUGUCCGGCACAUGGGGUCAAGUGACCGGUUUAUUGACUGUCGUAAUGUUUUUGCUAUUUUUUAUUUCAUGGAUAGUGUUUCGUCUCUAUCUAUUUCCGAUAACAAUACUCAAUGAAGUGACAAAAUCAGGUCCACAUCCGGCAAUAUUCUUACUAUUUCUCUUACAUUGGUUACUGUUAUCACUUAACAUCUAUUGGUUUAUAUUUAUUGUCAAAAUUUUGUUAAACAUUACUGAUAUUAAAGACUCCCGACAGCAAACCGAUUCAAACAAAAAACAAAGGAAAGUGACGAAAAUGUAA
Molecule: messenger RNA, 849 nt
Organism: Oppia nitens
Lineage: Eukaryota; Metazoa; Arthropoda; Arachnida; Sarcoptiformes; Oppiidae
Product: ceramide synthase 1-like
Exons: 2
Coding region: 1-849 (282 amino acids)
Biological process (GO): ceramide biosynthetic process
Cellular component (GO): membrane
Molecular function (GO): sphingosine N-acyltransferase activity
Source: RefSeq, a predicted model, not a curated record